Brenthis ino (lesser marbled fritillary) is the source of this 249-nucleotide messenger RNA. The record is from the annotation of a GenBank genome assembly. NCBI's taxonomy places the organism in Eukaryota, Metazoa, Arthropoda, Insecta, Lepidoptera, Nymphalidae.
AUGGCCGGUAAAGGCAAGGGAAAGAAAAAGGAAAAGAAAGAUAAAGAAGAAGGAGGGGACAAAAAGAAGUCUAAGAAAGGCGGAGGGAGAGCUAAGAAGAGUAAAGCCAAAGGAAGAUGCAAUGUGGACAUGUUGACUGAAUCUGCUAUGGACAAUGUGUACUACGCGUGUCAUAAUGUUCAAGAAUUGCUUCAAGCGAGAGGCUUUCAUCCUCCAGACUUUAAUAAGAAGAAAAAGAAAGGAAAACGU